AAAAGAAAGAAAAGCCGUAUUAAAUAUUCCCAGCUCUGUUACUUAAAACUACUACUGAAAACCAGACCAUUGUAUUUGUAUUGUCUGAAAAUAAAUCAAAUCCAAAGCGAGGGAAAACUCGCAAUGAAGAAGAUGAAAACCAGUGGAGUAGGAGCAAAUGUGACUCACCUUCAAUCCGAGUCUGACUCGCUUACUCCCGAUAAAAACGACGAGUUUAAGGAUUUUCCUCCUAUUCCUACUGCCGAUACGAUGCGUUUUAUUGGCAAAGAAGAAGAUGGUGAUGUUAGAGAAGUAAUUGACUACGAAGAAGAAGAUGAAUAUGAAGAUAAUGAAGAAGAAGAAGAAGAAGAAGAUGAAGAUGAAGAUGAAGAUGAUGAAGAAGAUGAAGAAGAUGAUGAUGAAGAAGUUGAAGAAGAAGUUGAAGAAGAAGAAAUCGAACCAGAGGAGAAAGGAAAUGAUGUUUUUGAAGAUGUUAAGACUCCGGCGGAAAGAAAGAAGCUUGCUGAUGGAUUUUUUGAAGUUGAAUCUAUUCGUAAAAAGAGGAUUUGUAAGGGCGAGCGUCAAUAUUUGAUUAAAUGGCGUGGUUGGCCAGAGAGUGCAAACACUUGGGAGCCCGUUGAUCAUCUUCAAACAUGUCCUGAUGUAGUGGAGGCUUUUGAAGAGAGCUUGCAGUGUGCGAAAAAAAAAAGUUCUAGGAAGCGAAAACGCAAAUUUACCCAACCAAAGAAGAAAAUGCAAUAUUCUUAUGGUGUCUCAAAGAGUGAGUUAACACUUAUUAAGUUGUCACGCAAUGAACAUCAAUGCUUUGCUGCUUUAGAAACUCUAGCUCAUUCUAGGUUAAUUGACGUUAUUGUAGAGCAUGAAAAGAUAAUCAAGAGACGAAGAACAUCUAAAAACAUUGAUGGAAAGGUCUCUGAGACUAUAUCUCCACAUGCUGCCGGCAAAGAGAAAGAGAGUAGUGAUCAGUUCUUUGGUCAAAAUACAAGUGAGAAGAAUUUGGACAUACAUUUUCAGCAGCCCAUGACUACAGAAGCAGAUGGCCCUGCGAAUUGCCAAUCCGAUGCAAACUGUAUGGAUGCAGGUCCAAUCAAUCGUCGAGGUGCAAAGCGAAGGAAAUCUGGUUGUGUUCGAAGGUUCACACAGGAUGUGACAUCAGUUGACUUUGAUUACUUUGCUAACACAGCACCCUUGAAUAUUAGCUCUUGUGAUAGAGUUGAAGACCUUAUGUUAGUGAGCCCUGAUGCUUACCGGAAGAAAUUUGACAGCUCAAGGAGUUCCUCUGUUAUAACCAGGCUCAUCAAACCUAUAAGUUAUUCUGCAUCAGUGACAAAUAAUGUCCAGGAUGUUUCCGUAACCUUUGUGGCAAUGAGGUCUGAUGGAAAGGAGGUUAUGGUGGAUAACAAGUUUCUCAAGGCAAACAACCCUCAAUUGUUGAUCAAUUUCUACGAACAACAUCUGCGAUAUAAUCCUAAUUAAGGCAACAUACAAUGUCACAUUCUUCAUCAUAUUUUGUUAUCUUCUACCUCUUAAAAUUCCAAUAGUGGAUUGGAGAUCGAAGGGUCCUUUUGUAAUUGAACGAUAUGUAGAUGAUUUUGUGCCAUAUGUAGGACGAUCUCGUGUAUUAUUAUCUAUAAAGUACUACUUCAUUAGGGCAUAGUAUAGGCUGAGAGAUUUAUUAAUGCUGACAUAACCAUUGCCAUCCACACACAUUAUGGAAUACAUUUUUGAAUGCUUAAUUGGUGGGUUAAUUUGUUUGGUGAUUGGAAAUGGUAGAGCAUUCUUGUGCAUUUUGUAGUACUAUGUGCUGAACAAUGAACAUCACACCAGAGCUCUUUAUGGAUCACUCAUCUAGAGUAUGUUAACAUUACAGCUUUUGGAAGAAUGCCCUUUCCCCUAUUAGGGUUUGAGACUUAUCUUCGAUACACUUGAGCUAGUAGUUGACUAUGGACGCACUGACGCCCAUUGCACCACCAAUUUUGUUUUCGCCCAUUGAUAGCUGGUAGCUGAUUAUAAUGGUUGAUUUGAUCAGCUGGUUUUAUUAAUUGGUUGGACCAGUUAAUUUUGAACCCGCUAUUAUAAAUAGCUUGUUCAAAAAUUGCUUAUUCAUGAUAAUAAACUGUUUCAAUCAACUAAUUUAUCAAACAUUAACGUUGCAUGGUUUGACUAUCAAAUUUUCUAUUUGUAUCUAAGCUAAAAUUGCCCAAUAAACUAUUUUGUCACAUAGCCUUAUUUUAUUUUCACUAUCAAAUCUGAGACUAGAUUUAGCUAUCAUGAUUGUCAACGGAAAAACUCCAUUAACAAGAUUAUCAAUGAAACUAGUCUAUGUAAAUCUCUUUUUUAAAAUAAUUAUUCAAAAAUGUGGACUUCGGAAUCAAUUGAUAAAUUCUUCCUUUUAUUUUGAGCAACACAAAUUCUAAUGUCUUUUGUCUAUUAUUUUAAUGGGGUUAAAGAUUAAUAGUUAUUGUUUAUUCUCAGAUUAUAUGGAAUAAGAAAAAUAAGUUAUCAAAUUAUGUGUAAUUUUGUGAAGUUGCACAUGACAUUGCUACCAAUAAUCAGUUAGAAAUAAUAUUUUUAUUAGUUUUAUUAUUAAUAAAGAUAAUAUACCGACAUU
Messenger RNA from Amaranthus tricolor (Joseph's coat), 2611 nucleotides. Its product is annotated as chromo domain protein LHP1. Gene Ontology annotation, cellular component: nucleus. Gene Ontology annotation, biological process: heterochromatin formation. NCBI's taxonomy places the organism in Eukaryota, Viridiplantae, Streptophyta, Magnoliopsida, Caryophyllales, Amaranthaceae. The record is from RefSeq and is a predicted model, not a curated record.